AUGGGUGCCAAUCAUUCGAGACCGUCCGAUGCUGCUGUCAACGAGAAGUUGAGGGAGAGGCUCCAGGCCAUGCACAUGAACGAGGAGAGAGCUACGAGCGAGAAAGAUGGGUUCAUACACAUCGCUGGAGAAGCUCCUCCUAGAUAUACACCGCUGUCGAGACAGGUGAAGACAAUCUCCACUAAAGACGCCGAGAAAUGGGAGAAGGAGAUCAUGGAGGAUCCUAAGAACCGACUCGCUCUUCUGGCUCUGAGCUCGAAUCCAGCCACAGCCAUCCUCUCCUCCCGCGCAGCUACCAUUGCAGACACGCAUCAAUUCAGCAUCAAAAUCCCUACUGAAGGCUCACCCAUCACGAACCAAGCUUCUUCAGGACGGUGCUGGCUGUUUGCUUCUACGAAUAUAUUCCGUAUCGCCAUCAUGAAGAGACACAAGCUCGAUAGCUUCCAGCUUUCGCAGGGAUAUCUAUUUUUCUGGGAUAAAAUGGAGAAAGCGAACUACUUCCUCGAGAACAUUCUGGAGACAACAUCUGAGAGUAUCGACAGCCGUCUAGUACAGGCCUUGUUGGCAAGCCCAGUUGGAGACGGUGGACAGUGGGAUAUGGUCGCCAACCUGGUGGAUAAGUAUGGGCUGGUCCCUCACAGCCUCUACCCAGAUUCGUUUAAUGCCAGCAACUCAAGAGUGAUGGACAACCUCAUCACCACGAAGCUGCGCGAGGAUGCUGUCAGACUGCGCUCUAUCGCCACCAGUAAUGCCACAUCCGAUGCUAUCAAGGCUAGCAUAGCAGCCGAGAAGGCUACAAUGAUGCGCGAGAUCCAUCUCAUCCUUACCCUGAUGCUCGGUCCUCCCCCAGCACCAGACAAAGCGUUCACAUGGGAGUUCCACGACCGCGAAGGCAACUUUCAGACCGUCAAGGCCUGUCCGACCGCCUUCGCUAAGGAACUUAACGACCCGAGGACUGUACGCGCCCUGUCGGGCACGGAUGUGCACCAGCUCUUUUCCCUCGUCAAUGACCCUCGCAACCCCUACAAUCGCCUCCUCAGCGUGGAACGUCUCGGCAAUGUUUGGGAAGGGCGGCCGGUGACCUACGUGAACACGAACAUGAAGACUAUCAAGGACGCCUGCAUUGCGAUGCUUAAGAAGGGCAUGCCCGUCUUCUUCGGUUCAGACGUUGGCAAAUACUCGGACUCGACCAAGGGCAUCAUGGACACAGAUCUCUUCGAGUACGAGCUCGGAUUCAACAUCAAGCUGGGCAUGUCAAAGGCGGAGCGCCUCCAGACUGGUGAAAGCCAGAUGACGCACGCAAUGGUGCUAACGGCGGUGCAUGUUGUUGAUGGCAAGCCGGUACGUUGGAGGGUGGAAAACUCGUGGAGCGAUCGAGUGGGUGACAAGGGGUACUUCGUCAUGAGCGACAAGUGGAUGGACGAGUUCGUGUACCAAGCGGUCGUGGACCCCAGCGUGGUCAGCACGACCGUGAAGAAGGUGUUGGAGCAGAAGCCGAAGAUGCUCGAGCUUUGGGAUCCUAUGGGUGCUCUGGCUUGA
Messenger RNA from Didymella exigua CBS 183.55, 1539 nucleotides. Its product is annotated as bleomycin hydrolase. Gene Ontology annotation, biological process: response to toxic substance; L-homocysteine catabolic process; proteolysis. The transcript is spliced from 3 exons. Gene Ontology annotation, cellular component: cytoplasm. Gene Ontology annotation, molecular function: cysteine-type aminopeptidase activity. Lineage: Eukaryota; Fungi; Ascomycota; Dothideomycetes; Pleosporales; Didymellaceae. The record is from RefSeq and is a predicted model, not a curated record. The coding region runs from base 1 to 1539 and encodes 512 amino acids.